Sphaeramia orbicularis (orbiculate cardinalfish) is the source of this 3715-nucleotide messenger RNA. It is a transcript of the gene cdt1, whose product is annotated as chromatin licensing and DNA replication factor 1. Gene Ontology annotation, biological process: DNA replication preinitiation complex assembly; mitotic cell cycle; DNA replication checkpoint signaling. Lineage: Eukaryota; Metazoa; Chordata; Actinopteri; Kurtiformes; Apogonidae. Gene Ontology annotation, cellular component: nucleus. The coding region runs from base 87 to 2162 and encodes 691 amino acids. Gene Ontology annotation, molecular function: DNA binding; DNA polymerase binding. The record is from RefSeq and is a predicted model, not a curated record. The transcript has 10 exons.
CUCCAUUGUUGAUGGGCUGUAUUUAUAUGUGGACUAGCGGUGGCCUGUAAUAGAUUUGUAUUUAUUGUUUAUUUUUACAGUCUUUCAUGACCAGCAGCAUGUCUCAGGCUCGAGUUACCGACUUCUUUUCGCAGAGAAAGAAAUCUGUGGUCGGACCCACGAAAGCAGCGAAGUCACGGAGCAGAGCGGUGGUCUCCUGCGGGGUCAACACCGCCGGCCCCCGGCCUGUGUCCUCCAAAAACAAACCCGCAUAUGUUUGUUCCUCGGUCCAUGAAGAGUUUGUCCGAGUUAUCGACGAGGCAGCCGGGCUGAAGGAAGGGGAGAGCGGCGAGCACACGUUCACACCCCCCAGUCCACGGACCCCCAAACGGACUUCAGCCGACGCAGAGUUUGACCUCGGGGCUGCGGUGUUUUCUGCCACCGCCGACCACAGCUCGGCCAAGAAGAGACGGCAGGCGGAGGCAGAGAGAGCCGCUAAAGCUAACAAUCCGGAGAACAGCACGAGGAGGACAGCCAGGAAGAAGCUGGUUCUCCCGCAGGACUCCCCAAAGACUGAAUCCCAGCCCCUACUCAAUGAGGUUACCCAGCAGCCCCCUGUGCUGGCUGCUUCUGUGGAACAGGACCAGGUGACCCCUCAGAGCAGCGGCAGUAUCAGCUCUCCACAGAAGAGUUUAGUCCACAGCCAGACUAGUGGAAGACAGAGCAACAAGGCUCUAAAUAAGAAGGACAUCACAACCCUCAAGUCCCGCCUUCAGAAGAUCAAGAAACAGACAGAGGCGAUCAGUACCACCACUUCUACAUCCCCCUCAGCUGCUGCAGUUCCAGAAAACCCACAGAUCCCGGUCCCGAGAGCAGUCACACCCCCAUCCUCUGACAGACAGACCCUCAAAACCACUGUAGCACGAGCCAAAGAGCUAGCAGCUAAAGCUCAGAGAAGGAAGGAGGAGAAAGAGGCUGAGGAGAGCAGACAGAGUGAGGCUCAGACCACUGACAGUGCUGAACAGCCAGCCUAUCAGCGGUACCACACCCUUGCCCAGGCCACUUCCCCCAGCCUCUCUCUGCCUUUCCAGUACAAAGUGCUGGCUGAGAUGUUCAGGAGCAUGGACACGGUGGUGGCCAUGCUUUACAACCGCUCUGAGACGGCCACCUUCAUGAAGAUCAAACAUGGCGUGCAGGACAUGAUGCACAAACGGUUUGAGGAGAGUCACAUGGGGCAGAUAAAGACGGUGUUUCCUGAAGCCUACACUUUCAGACAGGAGAAGAACAUCCCAACAUUCAACAGCAGCAUAAAGAAGGGCAGCUACCAACUCACUGUGGAGCCACUCCUUUACUCAGACCAGAAUGAAGCCCACCCUGUCCUUACAGCUUCACGUCUCUUGGAGAGAAGACACAUCUUCCACAGCAACCUGGUGUCCAUUGUCAAACAGCAUCACAAGGUGUUCCUGUCCUCUCUGGUCCCUCCGCUUUCAGUCCCAGAGGAUAAACUCACCCGCUGGCACCCACGCUUCAAUGUUGACACUGUACCAGCCAUCUCACUGAGUUCACUGCCUCAGCCACCGCACACUGAGAAACUGGUCACAGCCCAGGAGGUUCUGGACAAGGCCCGCCUACUCAUCACACCAAAGAUGGAGAGAGCUCUGGUGUCCAUGGCUCUAAAGACAGAGGAGAAAGCUACAGAAAGUAAAGACCCCCCCCUUCCUCAGACAUCCACAGAGUCCCCAACCACAUCCCUCGCUCCUCCUGCAGCUCAGACACCAGCCGCCCUGAAAGGAGUGUCCCAGUCCCUGCUGGACCGGAUUCGGGCUAAAGAGGUUCAGAAGCUGCAGGCGACUAUGACCAGAAACCCCGCCCAGGAUGAACGCCUGCUGAUGAUGUCCCGGCUAGGUGAACUGGCCAGGAUUCUCCGAACUGUUUUUGUAGCAGAGAAGAAGCCGGCUCUGAUCAUGGAGGUGGCCUGUAACAGGAUGGUGUCCAGCUACAGAUCUGCUCUGAGCACAGGUGAGAUGGAGAAACAUAUCCGUCUGCUGGCAGAGGUGGCUCCAGAUUGGCUCACCAUUCUCCCAAUCAGGAAAGACUUCUACCUGAGGUUAAACAAAACCAUGGAGCUGAGUGCAGUUCUGGAUAAACUGACCUGCAGACUGAAGGAGGAGGAGAGGCUCUGAGGCCAGUCCAAGUCCUGCUGUAGGUCCAGGUCCGGACUGUUUGUUGGUGGACUUUGCUGCUGUGUUUCUGCCAUUGUGGACACUUGAUGUUUUGUGGUGAACUCUGAACUCCAGCAUGUGAGCGGUGGUCUGCAGGCCACAUGUAACUGACGUUGGGGCUUGUUUUACUCAACAUUCUGAUGCAGAUGGACUUGUUUUUGGUUGCUUUUCCCAUCUUGAUAUGUGAUGCUGUACAGGUGUUUUUCGAGAUUAACGUUCUGCAGUGUAGGACUGACAAGUGUUUUCAUUUUUUAAACUUCACUAUUUGAUAAUCUUGAACUACAAGACUUUGUCAAAGCCCAACAGUGUCCUAAGUAUUUUUUAAUUGAUGUUUUUUUUAAUAAACAUCACUACAUACAAGUGGCAAUAACAGAGGUUCAUUGAAAUAUUUUUUUAAAAAAGAAAGUAGGCAGAGAAAGAAAACAUCUGGUUUUCGUACAGCGUUUUUUUUUUUUUUUUUUUACAUAAUCUCACGUCUGUAUGUUUCUCUCUAUUUAUAAUGUUCUGAAGGAAGUGCAAAGUUUAGAGAUGACUAUUUUAAAGGUACUUUAUCCUUCCUGUUCUAAUUUCUUUUCAGAUAUUCACAGCUUUGCUUCCACUGUUUAUCCAGACAGCGUACACAAAUGACAAAUGUGACAACUGAAUGUUUCAAAUGAUUUUCCUUAGUCAGUAUUAGUUUAAGCAAAAUCAGGCAAGCACCUGGCAAAAAUAUAAUAAUGCAAGAAACUAAUACAAUUUUAAAAAUCCUAAAGAGAAGUUGGUCAAAAAAUAAUAAUUGUAUUAUUGUCACUUUAUGGAACAGCAAUAUUUUCUGAAGCAAUUGCUGUAUUGUGAAAAUGUCAAACAGUGCCAACUCUGCUUGUGUAUUUCACUGGUUAUAUGGAAGUAAAUGUGUCCCAUAAUGUGAAAUGUAAUCAGUGCUCUUUAACAGGAGACAUUAACACAUGGUAAAUGCAUGUCGCCUCCUUCAAAGUUCUGUUCACGUGUCAGCUGUUAAAUGUUCAUCUUAUAAAAGCAUGACACAAAAAGUGCUGUUUGGCUUUGUUGCCGCCGCAUCUCUUCCACAUUUUUAGAAAGUAAAGCAUGUCUUAGUUGGAAGGACAUUUUAGAAUCCUCGAUCUUUGUCAGAGACUGAGUAAAAAUCAAGUGGAUUCUGAGGUGAGACUGGGACCCUUACAAAAAAAAAAGUUGACUGUCACUGUGUUACUAGGAGGGGCAGCAGUGUUUGCUUGUUCCAUCCAACUUUUAAAACACCACUUGAGCAACACUCCACUUCUGUUUGUUGAAUAGUUUUUUAUUUGGCUUGUUUGUUACCUAGUGGCUAACUAGCUCUUAGUCACAUGACAAACAUGUACUGCACUGAAACAGAAAUAUUUCAUCACUGUCACAAGUGGUAGCUGAGGUGUGUAAAAGAGAUGCCAUACAGUGCAAAUAAUAUAUAUGCUCAGUCAGUCUUAUACAUGAGACGUAUUCAGGCACACACAUGCAGAGUGAUCCCAACAUGCAAUAUGUUU